Durio zibethinus is the source of this 2764-nucleotide messenger RNA. RefSeq lists its product as uncharacterized. Gene Ontology annotation, biological process: ribosomal large subunit export from nucleus; ribosomal large subunit biogenesis. Gene Ontology annotation, cellular component: nucleolus. NCBI's taxonomy places the organism in Eukaryota, Viridiplantae, Streptophyta, Magnoliopsida, Malvales, Malvaceae. The record is from RefSeq and is a predicted model, not a curated record.
UUAUUUGGGGGUUUACCUUCUGAUCCGAAAACCCUAGAAACAGAGAAUGAAAUAUUAACUUCAAGCAAUGGUUUUACUCGCAGGUGUCACGCCGGCGCCUCUCUCCGCAUCGGGUCGGAGCUCCGAGAAGCUGAGCCUGCCUUCUCUCCAAUCCAAAAUGAAAACUGACCCGGAAGGCUACGAAACGGAGCUCCAUCUUAUCCACAGUCAAUUCAACUCCGCUCUUGAGCUCUUCCAGCAGCAAGCGGCUCUCAACUUCUCCUCCAUCACCGGCGUCGGUGCGGACCCAACCGUGGCCAAGGACCUCAGUGAUCGCGCCAUGUUCUUGGCCCACGUUACGCCGUUUUAUCCCAAGCAGCUUGCCGAGUUCCCUUCCGAUCUCGCUGCUUUUCUCAAAGUAUCAGCGAGGACUCUUCCCUCGGGACUUAGGUUCCACGUCUCCCAAGCCCUCGUUCUCCUAGUUAAUCGGAAGAUUAUUGAUGUUAAAGACACCCUACCAUUGUUCAUGGAGUUGCAGACGCUAGGAGAUAGGAAUUUGAGGAAAUUAGCAUUUUCUCAUGUUGUGCACAGUAUUAGAAGAAUGAAUAAGAAUCAUAAGAACGAGGCUAAGAAUCGCGCCCUCCAGAAUAUCUUAUUUGCAUUAUUGCAGCAAGAAGAUGAAGCAAGAGCAAAAAGGUCUCUUAUUACCUUAUGUGAACUUCAUCGAAGAAAGGUUUGGUUUGAUGACAGAACAGCAAAUGCAAUUUGUAUGGCAUGUUUUCAUUCAUCAUCGAGAAUAAUGAUUGGUGCACUUUCGUUUCUCCUUGAUUUUGAGAAGAUUGAAAAUGAUGAUGAGGAUAGUGAUGCUUCAAGUGGUGAAGAUGAAACGACGCAAACACCUCAAGUUGUCAUCAACAAAGAGGCCGUCUACAAGGCACACCAUAAAGGUACAGCUGCUAGCAAGAAGAAAAAGAAGGCAAAACUACAACGUGCUAUUCGAAGCAUGAAAAGGCAGCAACGCAUGUCAUCAGAAAGUAGCACUUCUAGUUAUUAUUCACCCCUUAACCAUCUAAAAGAUGCACAGGGGUUUGUAGAAAAGCUAUUUUCUUGCCUUCAAACCUGCAAUGAACGAUUUGAGGUUAAAAUGAUGAUGUUGAAAGUGAUUUCUAGAACAGUUGGGCUUCACCGGCUGAUAUUAUUAAAUUUUUACCCUUUCCUUCAGAGAUAUGUUCAGCCUCAUCAAAAAGAUAUCACUAAUUUACUUGCAGCAGCAGUUCAGGCCUGUCAUGAUAUGGUUCCUCCUGAUGCAAUUGAGCCAUUAUUCAAACAAAUAGUAAAUCAAUUUGUACAUGAUCGUUCACGUCCAGAGGCCAUUGCCGUUGGACUGAACGUGAUAAGGGAAAUAUGUUUGCGCAUGCCAUUGUUGAUGACUGAAGAUUUGCUUCAAGAUCUCGCAUUGUAUAAAAAAUCACAUGAGAAGGCAGUCUCAGCCGCAGCACGCUCACUUAUUGCUUUGUUUAGAGAGGUUUGCCCUUCACUGCUGGUUAAGAAGGAUCGUGGACGCCCGGUGGACCCUAAGGCAAGACCAAGGGCGUAUGGAGAGGUCAAUGUCCCUAGCAAUGUUCCUGACAUUGAAUUAUUGGAACAUGAAGAUGAAAUUGAUGGCAGUGGGGAUGAAAGUAGUGGUGAGGCUGCAUCUAAUAAUUCUGUUGAUGGCAAAGAAAACAGUGAUGAUGAAGAAGGCCAGUAUACUGCAGAUGAUGGAAGUGAGGAUGAGGAUAUAGUGGAUGAUGAUGAUGAGAAUGAUAGUAUUGACAAGGAUGAGAGUGAUAUUGAUGAGGAGGAGGAGGAGGACAAUGACGAUGAGGACAAGGUUGAGACAGAGGAGGUGGAAGCUGAGGAGAAUGAUGACUAUGAAGAAGUUAGUGGUUCUAGACGAGGUGACCGCCCUGGAGAUGGUGAAAAUGAAGAUAAAAAGUCAAAAGCAAGAAAGAGAAAAUUGUCUGACUUUGAGGGACAACUUAUUGCUGCUGAUACUAGCCUUCGAGCUUUAAAGAGGUUGGCAGAAGCAAAGAUGAGCCAUGUUUUGUCAGACUCAACAGAUGGUAUUCUUUCUGAUGAGCAUUUCCGAAGGAUCAAGGAACUUAAGGCUAAGCGGGAAGCAAAAACUGCUUUGGCUCAACAAGGGUUUAAGAUUCCAAGUUCUGAUCAACUGAGUUUUAAGCGAGUGGAUCCUGCAAAGCUUGAAGCCCAUGUUCGACUUAAGCUUAACAAGGAGGAAAGACUGGCAUUAGUAAAGGCAGGAAGGGAGGACAGAGUGCAGUACCAGGCUCGAACCGCUGUAAAACAGAAAAAGACGGGUGGUUUAAGCAACCGUCAGAAAGAACACAAGAAGUAUAUGCCUUUAGCUGCAAAGAAGGCCAAGGCUCAAAGAUCUCGACAAGAGAAAAGUAAGAGGCAACGUUCUGGCAAACAGUUCCGUGGGAAGAAGGCUUGGAAAUAAUGAACGCACAUAUACAAUUACACAAAACACAGCAAACGGGUCCAAAGCUUAUUUUAUGCACUAACCACUAAAGCAAGUGAUCGAGAUUUGGUGUUUUUUAAAUUUCAUCUGUAAUUCUCGUGUCACUAUAGGAGCAUAAUGUUAUUAUGGCGUAAACUGGAGAGAAGAGUGUCAUUAAUUUUUUUCUCCUUUCCUCGACGUGUAAGAUGUUGCAAUCUUUUAAGUUACUGUUGUAAUGCAUAUUUGUCAUAAUUUAUACUAUCGGUCCAAUGGAAUGUGAAG